Messenger RNA from Corylus avellana, 1639 nucleotides. It is a transcript of the gene CPI1, whose product is annotated as cyclopropyl isomerase. The record is from RefSeq and is a predicted model, not a curated record. Lineage: Eukaryota; Viridiplantae; Streptophyta; Magnoliopsida; Fagales; Betulaceae. Gene Ontology annotation, molecular function: cycloeucalenol cycloisomerase activity.
CUCUAUCUGUGUGAGUGUGUAGCAGCGUCGCAUUCAAGACUCGACAUCAGCAAGUCCACGCUCUCUCAGUGAGUCCCAACAUCCGAACAGCAUUUAAAUCCAGAUCCGAAUACCCAAAUACGGGGUGAUUUCCACCAUCCUCUUCAACUUCUUCAUCCCUCUUAAUCAUCAUCAAGGGUUUUUGCCAAAUCCCUUAUAAAACUGCGUUUGGCUAAUGGCUAAUGGCGCAGGUGCGGAAUCGGAUUGUCGUUUUUCCAGCUUAUGGCUCGCGCCUGACCCGAGCAAGCGAUGGGGCGAGCUCUUCUUCCUCGCCUACACUCCCUUUUGGCUCACUCUCUGCUUGGGAAUUGUCGUCCCGUACAAGCUCUACGAGAGGUUUACAGAAUUGGAGUAUCUGCUUCUGGGAUUGGUUUCAGCAGUUCCUUCUUUCUUGAUACCAUUGCUAUUUGUUGGAAAGGCUGAUAGCAGUUUGUCUUGGAAGGAUCGUUAUUGGGUCAAGGCCAGUCUCUGGAUUAUAAUCUUUAGCUAUGUUGGGAAUUACUUUUGGACCCACUAUUUCUUCACAGUUUUGGGAGCUUCUUAUACUUUUCCAUCAUGGAAGAUGAACAACGUACCACACACAACUUUCCUUCUCGCACAUGUUUGCUUUCUAUUUUAUCAUGUUACUUCAAACAUUACACUUCGCAGACUACGGCAUUCUAUUGCUGACUUGCCAGAGAAAGUUCGAUGGAUGACUGAGGCUGCGUGCAUAUUGGCUCUUGCUUAUUUCAUAGCAUACCUUGAGACUAUAGCCAUUUCCAAUUUCCCUUAUUAUGAAUUUGUGGACCGGGCAUCUAUGUACACAGUUGGGUCCUUGUUUUAUGCCAUCUACUUCAUUGUAAGCUUCCCCAUGUUUCUGAGAAUUGAUGAGAAACCUGGUGACCCAUGGGACUUGCCCAGAGUGGCUGUUGAUGCGCUGGGUGCCGCAAUGCUGGUUACCAUAAUACUUGAUUUGUGGCGCAUCUUUCUAGGACCUAUUAUUCCUGUUACAGAUUCAAAACUGUGCCUUCAACCAGGACUGCCAUGGUUUCCUGGACAUGCCAAUGAAACUUGACAGAUGAAUCUGCACAACAGUGAUGCGAGUUAACUUCCCAGCUACAGAAGUAACCAUCUUUGGAUUUUCUUCUUGUUGAUGCUCUUAACAUCUGCUGUACUAAAUUAGAUCAUUGGUUUAACUUUCCAUUUCUGGGGGAUUUUAGGCAUUGUAUCAUCAAGACAAAAAGUGCAAUUUUUUAAAAGAAAAAAAUCGCGAAAAGAUAUUAUUAGUGUGUUUUUAUAAAAUGGUGGUUUGAAAAUCUAGAAAAAAUUAUGCUUUCAAAUCACAUACAAGUACUUUUUUCAAAAUGCACGAUUUUAAAGGCUGAAUUAUGAUUCUAUCAUAUUCUUAAGUACACUUUUGGAAAUCGUGACUUCAAAUUGCAUGUUAUGAAAUAGUUAUUUUUUAAAUCACACGCAAAUUCAAAACGGACUCCUAAGUGUAACUGUUGGACUUCAAAUUUAUGUUUCCUUGAUACAACCAGUGGCACCUUACACUUCUCAAAGAACAAAUUCAUUUGUCAAGGGCUUAAACAUAUAUCCAAAGCCACAGGAUUGUUGGAUA